This is a messenger RNA of Schistosoma intercalatum, 4718 nucleotides long. NCBI's taxonomy places the organism in Eukaryota, Metazoa, Platyhelminthes, Trematoda, Strigeidida, Schistosomatidae. The record is from the annotation of a GenBank genome assembly.
GUGAGUAGGCGCUGCGCUUGUCCUGUGUCAGACUUUUAAGCUGUAAUGACGUUUGAUUGGUUAAAACAUUGUAACUGUGGAUCAGUAGAUCUGACUCUGCUUACCAACAACGCUUUAUCCUUAAUUAACGUCGAACCUUACAUUCAGAGUAUUCAUGAAAUUACUCCUGCUUUCGUCUUUGACUUAGCAGUUGUCUUAUUUGGUAGCGACAUUUUGCCUCGUCGUGGUCGCGCUGAGACCGAAUGUGUAGAAAACUUCCAGGCUAUUGUGUUCAAAUUGUCUGAAGAAAUAGGAGUGGACUUGGAUCACAUUGUACCAGAAGACCUUAUGGUUGGAGAACCCAGAGCAUUAUCGGAUUUUAUUGUCCUGCUGACCGCGUUUAUUGCCUACUGUCAUGAAUCGAAUCUUUUGGAGCUCCAAAUAUCAGCGAAUGAGUCUUCCUCUGAGUGUUCAGGCCGCUUGAUUACUAACUCAAAAGUAAAUUCAAAGACAAAGGAAUUUCUAGAAUGCCAGUUGUCUACUUCUCCUGAAUUACCACGUCAUAGUGUGACUUGUGCACCCAUGUUUUCUACAUCCUUUCACCAAUCUGAUCGGUCUCUUGAUCAAAGUACACCAGUGAAGCGGACUCCAGCAUCUUUCCAAAAUAGAAACCCUUAUCCACCCGUUGAUAAUGUCAAUUCAUUACUACAAAAAUCAAAUUUAUUUGCAGUCCAACCGGAUAGCGUGAAACCAAGUUAUCCUGUUGCUUCGUGUCUUUCCAAUUUCUUAGAGGUACAUACAGACACUUCACCUCCAGCAACACCAAAUGCAAUGAAUGGAUAUCUAGAAAUCGUCCAUUCUAAUUUAUCCGAUGCAGAUAUUCUACCUAGUUUAGAGAAUUCUUUGAAUAUGCAACAAUUUAUGCCUAGUUCUCCAGUUGAUGAAUUUAAGAAAAUAAAAAAUUCUGGCUCUCAUUUAACACGUUCACCUAAUAAGGAAUAUUUUGGAAGUAGAAAUUUUAUUUCUGCUGAAUCUACUGUGUUGGAUGAUCAGUCGUCAUUACAUGAACAUAAAGUGCAUCUUUCUACAUCCUCAAAUAAUAUCAAUAACAGAAGUGUUUCAUCCUCUGUUGAAUUAAUUCAUAAGUCAAUUAGUGAUAAACAUGAUAGUUCAAGUAGUGGUCGCGGUCGUAGUUUAACAGUUACACAAACAGUUCCUUUUCAAUCUAAUACAUCACCUCCUUCAAGUCUUCUUGAAUUACAUACUUUUCCAGAUUCACGUAAUACAACUCAUAAUUAUCCUAUAGAGCAUAAUAAUUCCUAUCCUUCUCAGAAAUCUUUAAACAAACUUGUAUCUAAUGAGAAAAUCAAUAAUAGUUAUGAUUCUAUUCAUACAAGUAGUAUAUUAGCUUGGAAUGAAGAGAAUAUUAAAUAUAAUAAGAAAAUAAAUAAAAAUGAAUUACAUGAUGGAUCAUUAGAUGAAUUAACUUCACUUUUAUCAACUAGUUUAAUAUCUGAUACAGAAAAAGUUUCAAAUGAAAUAUCUGGUCAUUGUCCAACUACUUCGGAUAUUUUAACUGAAAUUAAUGACUUCGCUUGUAUACUUGAAAAACGACUAAAUUAUUUAAGAUCUGUUUAUUCUCGUGCACAUUCGGAAGCUGAAGCAUUGGCUGGUUUAGUUCAAUUGGUCACAUCAAAAAGUUUAAAUAUUAUUGAACCUAUGAACAACAGUCAAGUAAAUGACAACAACAAUAAUAGUAUAUUAAAAAAUAAUCCACUUAAUGUUCAUGAGAACCAUUUGCAUUUAGAGUCUUUAUUAGUUAAAGCAAUUGAUCGUAUCGAUCAACUACUGGAAAAAUACAUUACUCCUUGUUCAGAAGUAAUUCAAAAUACUCAUAGCAAUUGUAUGAAUUCUGCAAUAUGUUUACAUCCUAAAUCAAAAAUAGUUGACAACUUUCCGACAAAUCAAACCUACUUUCAUUCAAAGAAUUCAUCUAAGUUCAGUUCUUUGUAUGAUGAUAGCUAUUCAGAUGUAGAGUUGAAAAAGUUAUUGGAUCUCAAACAUGAGUAUGUUCAAUAUUAUGCUUAUUUUUAUAUGAUCACAUUUUUAACACUUAAUAUAAUUCUUUUUUCUUGAAUAGAUAUUAUUAAGUUGCUAAUGUAUCUUAAUCACAUUAUUGUAUGGUCAGUUAGAUAGACUGUAAGAGUGGAUACAUGUAAAACAAACGAUGUAUCAUAUGAAUACAUAAAGCUAUAUUAUAACAAAAUGUUUAACUUUUCUCAUCAUUGCAUAAGAUAUGUCUCAUAGUAUUAAAAUUAAUUGACAAUAAAUAAUUCUCAAUAGAUUAUCUCUGAAUUAAAUAAAAGUAUCUUUUAAAAUUUGAUACUUCACUUUCCGAUCUUAUAGACUCAAUCAGUCAGUCAGCUACAACAUAGGAUCCAGGCGAGUUUAACUAUUUUACUGGACGAUUUUUUUGUACUUAACAUGUAUAUGUUUUCCAGUUGCUUGUGCCAUAUAUUUGUAAGUGUCUUUAGGCUAAAUGCAGGAAUUUCUCAUGGAAAGUUUAUAACGCGUUACAUUCCUGCCUGAUGUUUCAUAAGCAGUCUUGACUUUAAAAUUACUUUUCCUGAUCAUGUUCAUUAUUUUUAAAUUGUCAUAUACGUCAAGAACCUGCAUGUUAACCUGACCCAUACACGCGUUGCACUACAUCUUCAUGUCUUCUAAAUUUAGAAAUCAUCUGAAUCGUCUUUAAUAUUUAUCAGUGAACCCAUCAUAGUCGUUGUUGCUAAUCGUAUUUGGGUUUAUGGAUUGGUUUAUCAUAGUAGCAGCCUAAAAUGCAGACAUAGUUUAGAUAAUUAGAUUACAAAUUUAGGUACUAUCAACGGCACUAGUCAAAUAACUAAAUCCCCAGGUAGCUGUUGACUAAACAAACGUUUAAAAUCAAAACUCUGUAGCCUACUAAUAUUACCACUAAACGAAUAUUUCUGAAUUGAAAAUUAUAAUAUAAUUAGGCGUCUCGGAUUCUGUAACAUUACAAAUUUCUGAUAAUUUUGAAUCACCUAAAGCAAAAAUACCCAUUUUUCCACUGGCUAAUCCUCAAUCAACACUAUAACUAGUUAAACAUAAUAGUUUCAGGAUAUCGUCAUAAAGCAUUGUCAUGACUUGACAAUCACGUAAUAUGAUUGAUAAAAUUAAUGAAACUAUGAACAAAAUCGGUCAGCAAAUUGAUUUACAAUUAUCACUAGUGUUGUUUUUCUUUAAUCCUCAUUCACUACAGAUGAUUACAGUAUGUUUCUCUAUCAGUUGCUCAUUCAGUAAAUAUCUCAAAACCUUGUCAGUCUAAUUGGAGGUUUAGCGACACAAUAAUGCAUGCAAAUAAUCAAUAUAAGCAGUCGAGCAAAUCUUCUGCAAACUGAAAACAUCAAUGUCGAAUUUACCCCAACACUGACUAAGGUUCAAGCUAUUACCAUAGAUGUGAGUUGGGAGUGUACUACCCUUGGUUACAACUUGUGUUCUUCCUGAUAAUCACAUGAGCAUCUCUCACUGUUAAUCAUUUUGUAAAAGCUUAUUUAGCCGAAUACAUCCUGCAGCACCACAUCACCUAGUAAUAUGACACAUAGGCCUAACUGAUUUCAAUAACUUAUAAUCACUAUAUCUCAAUUAAAUCGUAUUCCGCCUUAUGAUAAACUGCAUACUUGCAACUAACUUGUAUGCAUCAUCAGCCGUCAGGUAUAAAUAUGUAUAAAUAAUCUAUGGCAACUCAGAACAUUGAGUCUAGAGCAUGUCUCUUACGAAUACACUCAUGUUUAACGAUUUGUUCUUAGCUAUCUGUCCAAAACUCAUAUAAUUAUCACUCAUGUAUUGAAAUUUUGUUUUAGUAACCAUUCAUGUGUAUUAGUAGUAUUAAUAAAUUCUAUCACGGUCAAGUAAAAACGAGGUUGAGAAAAUCUCCACGUAACUAAAUAAACCGUAUCAAACUAACUGGAACACUAGUUGGAAUUCUUUUCCAUGGUAAUACUUUUGUUCUUUCAGUUAGCCUACUAAUACAGAUGCAAUUAGAAAUCACAUAUGAACGGGUUACCGGCAUAAUUGUUAAUUGGUCUCAUAAUUUAAACCAAAACUAAUACCAAUAUUAACAUUCCUACAAUAUUCAUUACUUUAAUAUUUCUAAACACAAAAAACUUACUACCUAAACGUCAAGUUAUUAACCAACGGCUAUUAACACGGAUUGUUUUAUUAUUAUUACUGUAAUCCCAUUUUUUAUAGCUCAAAUAAUCUUCACCCAAAUGCCCUGGUACAGCCGAGAGUGGGGAGAGUCCGCUCUCCCUCUCGAAAUGCUCUCACACGGCCACGCGUAUAUAGCCUCUGCCAGGGAAGUCCUACUCACUGCCUUCUCGUGGCGGGGGUGUUGCUUACGAAAAUGAGAGGACGAAAAGCGAAUGUCCGGCGCUUUAACCGGAUUCCAAACCAAUGGUGCACAUGUGCUCCAGUAUCCUGAAGGAACAAAUGGUGUAUGAACCAAUUGUUGGUCACCGGCUUCCACGGGACUGCAUCUCCUUACGAUGCUCCACUGCCUUGUGGAUCAGACCUUCAGGUUGAAGGCUCGGGCAGCGGCCCCCUAAGAAAACCGCCUGCUUCGGUUUGGGCACCCGGGCAGUAUCAUAGCCCUCACACAUAUCGAAUGGGAUUUGUGUGGCGCAUAUGUAUUUGGUGCCUCCUUGUACCAAUGUCUAUGUGUU